Vicia villosa (hairy vetch) is the source of this 1970-nucleotide messenger RNA. Its product is annotated as probable leucine-rich repeat receptor-like serine/threonine-protein kinase At3g14840. The transcript is spliced from 17 exons. Gene Ontology annotation, molecular function: protein binding. The record is from RefSeq and is a predicted model, not a curated record. NCBI's taxonomy places the organism in Eukaryota, Viridiplantae, Streptophyta, Magnoliopsida, Fabales, Fabaceae. Bases 50 to 1798 code for a protein of 582 amino acids.
UCUAAAUUAUUGAAUCCUACAAACUUCUCUUUUCCUUGUUAAUAAUAAGAUGGGUAUUUUCUCUCAAUUUUUAUUUCUUUCACUCAUGGCCUUUUGGUUCAUAUCUCUUGCAGCUUAUGGAACUAAAACUAUUCACCCUGAUGAAAAGAAAGCUCUUGAAGAUAUAGCUAAGUCAAUUGGUAAGAAGGAUUGGAACUUCGAUAUUGAUCCAUGCAGCAACAAACCUAAUUGGGUUACGCCUACUAUCCCUCAUGUUUAUGAUAACAAUGUCACUUGUGAUUGCGCUAUAGCCGGUGAUAAUUUUUGCCAUGUUAUUUGGAUAAGUUUGAAAGGACAAAAUCUCCAAGGCACUCUUCCACCUGCACUGAGCAGAUUACGUUACCUACAAAUGAUCGACUUCGCUCGCAAUAACUUGAAUGGUACAAUUCCUAAAGAAUGGGGCGUCUUGACGAAUAUUCGUAAAUUUGCUCUCCUCAGCAAUCGGUUAACUGGUCCAAUACCGGCGGAGAUCGCAAACAUAUCUAGUCUCCAACUUUUGGAGGUACAUAACAAUCAAUUGUCUGGAAAUCUACCUUCUGAGCUUGGCAAUCUACCCGAAAUUCAAAUAAUGCGAUUUUCCUCGAAUAAUUUUACUGGAGAACUACCUCUUACAUUCGGCAAGCUCACUAAAUUGCUAGAGUUCCGAAUUGAUGAUAACCAAUUCACUGGAAAGAUACCAGAUUAUGUUCAGAACUGGACAAAUAUUAAUAACUUAAUGAUGCAAGGAAGUGGAUUAAGCGCGCCGAUUCCUUCUGGAAUUUCACUUUUGAAAAACUUAACUGACUUGAGAAUUAGUGAUUUGAAUGGAUCUGAAUAUGCUCCUUUGCCACAACUAAAUAAUCACACAUUGUUAAAAACAUUAAUUCUGAGGAAUUGCAACAUCAAUGGAACACUACCCGAAUAUUUUGGGACUAUGACAAAAUUACAACUCUUAGACCUCAGCUUUAACAAAUUAAGUGGAACAAUUCCGAGGAGCUAUGCUGACAUGAGCGGCGUGAAUUACAUAUUUUUAACUGGAAACCUUCUCACUGGACAAGUGCCUGCUUUCACAAAGAAAACUAACUUGGACGUAGAUCUUUCAUACAAUAACAUCACCAUCAGCAAAGGGAGUCAAAAGGAAAAUGUGAACUUAUUUUCUACCUCGGAUUUGAGCUUUACAUGUCCCAAGCCGUCAAAAUCACUUUUUAUAAACUGUGGUGGAAGUCAAGAAAUAGUUGAUGGAAAAACUUACGAAGAUGAUUCAGGCUUAGGUGGACCAGCGAGAUUCCACGCAUAUCCUACAGGAAAUUGGGCAUUUAGCACCACUGGUGUACUCCCUGGAAGUAAAACUGUUGGAGAAUCUUAUUCUCCACACAAUAUCUCUAAACUUACUAUGGUAGAUUCCAAAUUAUACACGCGUGCACGUGUUUCUCCUAUUUCUUUGACUUAUUAUGGAUAUUGUCUACAAAAGGGUAGUUACACAGUGAAUCUACAUUUUGCGGAAAUAAUGAUCCCGGAUGAUCAAACUUAUGCUAGUUUGGGAAGGCGCGUUUUUGAUAUAUACCUUCAGGGAAAGUUAGUGCAAAAGGACUUUAAUAUUGCAAAAGAAGCAGGAGGAGUUGGAAGUAAAAUAGUAAAGCAAUUCAAUAAUAUUGUUGUUAGUAGUAAUACUCUAGAGAUUCGCUUGUAUUGGGCUGGUAAAGGGACACAGAAUCUCCCAAUUAAUUCUGUAUAUGGUCCUCUCAUAUCUGCUAUAUCAGUGGAAUCAUCAGGUGCGUAAAACUCUUGCAUAUUUGAAGGAGCGGUAGUUGAAAUUCUGAUUGCAACAAUCACCAACAAUGAUGAAUAUCAAAGGUGGUGUGACAUAGUAUUGGAAGAAUGAAUCAUAAUUCAAUAUAUUUCUUGAAGUUAAAGAACUGUUGAUAUUUGUAAAUAGAGUUAAGAAUAUUUGU